AUGGCUAUGAACAUGGCGACAGAUGGAUCUCGCAGACGGCUCGAUAGCAAUAUCAUGAGCUGUCGCAUCAAGCUACCCAACGACAACAACGCGCGCCCUCAAUACGACACAGAACCCACCGACAUGGACGUCCCACUACAGUCCACGAGCCCCAGCUCCCGGCGCAACAAGGGCAAGCUGGCCGAAGCUAUGCAGAGCAUGGCAAAGCUCAAUCAUAACAUGGAGAUCGAUCUGCCUACCGAUCCUGAUGCCCAGGCUACCGUUACGGAUUUCCUCGACUUCACGGAGUACCUGCCUUCCGACAUGAUCCGCUCCCUGACCCUCAUCGGCAACCUCGAUCAAACGUAUACUAAGGCCUCCGCAGAGGUUCACGAUCUCACGACGACAUAUGGACAGCUUCCUACACUACCUGCGGAUUCAAAACCCGAUGCUACCAAGUUGCGCUCUGAGAUAUCGCAGAAUCUAUCGGAAGCUGUAGUGGCGCGCACGGCUUCGUUCGCUGAGGCUUGUCGCAUGGUCGAGAAUGCCGAGCGUCAUUAUAAUCGCAUUAAGAAUAUACAUGCUAAGCUAGUAUCGAUCGCUGAGACUUAUCCUCCUACUCGAGAACCCAGCCCCGUCACUCAAAAAAUCAAAUCGCCGGUUGUGAGCCGCCCUCCAAAGAUCACACUGCGAGUCGGCCCUUCCAGUUUGGACUCGAAUGUUCCCAAGGUCCACAAACACCGAGCACCGAGGAUUACAGUCCCUGGAGAAGUCCUUGCCCCAUAUGAGUUGGAUUAUGAGUCGUAUGGCUCUGAGGUCUCGGAGUCCGAGGAAGAGCAGUUUGUUACACCGAGAGAAACACCUGCGCGCAAUCUCGCUCCGGCACCGGGCAAAAUUCGCUUGAAGAUAAAUAAGGAGAAGAAGGAGAGACUCCCCAAGCCACCCCGCGAGAGUCGACCUCCUGGAUUUGGCACAAAUGUUCACAGUCAGGUUGCUGGUAUUUCUACAAGUAACGCGUUGAGGCUACUUGAUCCCCCACCGGAGAAUGCUCGGCCAGGGAGCAAGGAUUUGCCAUGGCUGGCGCUGAGUGAAUACGAACUCGGUGUUCUUAGGAAGAAGAUGAAGAAAAAUGCAGUUUGGGUCCCAAGCGAUACUAUGAUCAAGCGGGAGUUGAAAGAGAGGGGUCGGGGGAUGGAGGCUUAUUUAACUGCCAAACAUAUCGCUGAAGAGAAAGGCGAGACAAUCACCGUCCCGGAGCAACUUAUGGAAGGUGCUAUGGAUAACAAGGAUGCUCCAGCUGCUCCGGGUACACUCAGUGUCGAGGCUGCGAAUAAGGAUUUGGGAGCAGAGGAGAACUUGGUUAAUCGUGGUAUGAAGCUGAACGAGGCUAAGAAGGCGAAGAAGCUCCAACUGGAGAAAGAACGAGAAAAGGAGAUGGUGGAGGGAGAGGCUGCAGUGGUGGAAGCCACGCGUAGAGUCAAUGCCUCCCUUUCAAAGGCGAAUUUGGAAAAUCUAUUUACUCCCAACGACAAAUCUGGCGUUAAGGAGGCAAAACCCACCGCAAAGACACCAACCAGAAAGCCGGCAGCUCGAAAGCGCAAAAGAGAAUCAGAGGUACAAGCUUCAGUUGAUACCGAUCAGAUAUCUGGAACAGACACGGCGGCUAAUCCACGGCCGCUACUGAAGAGGACCAAGACAGAGACCCCCGUCCCUGCCCCUCUCUCUAUAGCCGCCAAACAGGCAACACCAGCAUCGGAGAAAUCCUCUAUUGCUGGUGAGUCGGCUUCAGUCACAGCAAAUAGUGUUGAGACACCUACGGGUACGGAGUCGCUAACUGUUCCUGUGCCAGUGGUAUCUCCCAAGAAGUCCUCGACACCAAUUCUACCGCCCCUUAGUUCGGCAAAGAGAGGAACCAGGAAAGACGUCAAAAAGCCAGAAACCCCUAUUUCGGAUCGACCUCGCCGGGGCUCAAAGGCGGCUACGCCUGCCCCGGCGCCUGUACAAGAACCCUUACCACCAAAACGGCCAACCUCAUCCCGUAGCAAAGCGGCUAGCAUCGAGCACGAUGUCUCCACUGCAACAGCAACCAUGGACCGUCCUCGACGCGCGAGCACAGCACGCAACACACCAGCGCCCGAGCCCCGACAACCGAGCAAACGGACUAAGCGUCCCGCACCCGGUGUUGUCACCAAGGGCUCCGAAGACUCCACUGCCGUCAGUGUUGGUAAGCGUAGUGCUGCGACGCGUAAGAAGGCUGGCACGAAGAAGGAGAAGAGGGAGGGGAGCGCGGUGCAGGAAAUCUUUGAUGAGAUUGAUGAUGAGGGCAAUAUUAUUGAUCCGAACGAGCCGCGGUAUUGCCUUUGCAAUCGUGUUAGUUUCGGGACUAUGAUUGGGUGUGAGAAUCCUGAUGUGAGUGAAGAGUUUUUACUUUCUCUGCCAAGCCCUCCGGAAGUGCAGCUUUGGAGUACUGGUGAAGAUGACAAAAAGGCUAACGUGCAUGAAAAGUGCGAGAAAGAAUGGUUCCAUCUCGAAUGCGUAGGUCUCUCGGAUAUCCCACCCCGUACUACGAAAUGGUAUUGUCCUGCAUGUCGCGUUACUCUGGGGAUUGGGGAGAAGGGCGAGGUGAAUGCUAGGGGUAGGAAGAAGUAA
Molecule: messenger RNA, 2628 nt
Organism: Lachnellula hyalina
Lineage: Eukaryota; Fungi; Ascomycota; Leotiomycetes; Helotiales; Lachnaceae
Gene: Ing1
Product: Inhibitor of growth protein
Exons: 2
Coding region: 1-2628 (875 amino acids)
Biological process (GO): regulation of DNA-templated transcription
Cellular component (GO): nucleus; Rpd3L complex; Rpd3L-Expanded complex
Source: RefSeq, a predicted model, not a curated record